Messenger RNA from Vespa velutina, 1871 nucleotides. Its product is annotated as somatostatin receptor type 2-like. The coding region runs from base 1 to 1254 and encodes 417 amino acids. Gene Ontology annotation, biological process: G protein-coupled receptor signaling pathway. The transcript is spliced from 5 exons. Lineage: Eukaryota; Metazoa; Arthropoda; Insecta; Hymenoptera; Vespidae. The record is from RefSeq and is a predicted model, not a curated record. Gene Ontology annotation, molecular function: G protein-coupled receptor activity. Gene Ontology annotation, cellular component: membrane.
AUGCUUUUAUAUGAUAGUUUAAAUUUUACCAUUUUGUUCUUGGAUAUACAAUGGAGUCAACACUUAGGAGAACAAUUUGGACCAACAAAUACCAACAUCGAGGUACAUUCGUGUGUUCAAUGGGAAGGGGUAAACACUACGAAGCAUCAUUUUCCAUCAAAAAUUUGGGUAGUAAAACCAACUUGGGAAGCAACUCUUAAAAUUCUCAGCAUCUUGCCCAUCAUUCUUGUGGGUAUACUGGCCAAUGGUGGAUUGAUCUACAUAAUAAUCCGUGCUAAAUCUUUGCACACUACUACAAAUCUUCUCAUCGUUAACAUGGCAAUUGCAGAUAUAUGUAUCUGUAUUCUAUGUCCUUGGAUGUUUCUCUGUAUUGAUUUAUAUCAAAAUUAUAUACUUGGAUCCAUUGGUUGUAGAUUAGAUGGAUUUAUAGUGCACGCUUUGACAUUAGUUGCUGUAUUUAAUUUGAGUGUAGUUAGUUAUGAUCGUUUAUCUGCUAUUGUAUUAAAUUGCUCUAGUAGAUUAACAAAAAGAUCUACACAUUUGCUGCUUUAUGCUAUAUGGAUUUUGGGUAUAAUAGUUGCAACACCAUUAUGUAUCUUUCGAAGCUAUUACGAAAGGCAAUGGAGUAAUUAUUUGGAAACAUAUUGUACCGAGGAUACUGUAGUGUUAUAUCCAUAUUGGCAUGUUUUUGCAGGUUUAAGCGUAUGGGCACCAUUAACUAUAAUGGCAAUAUGUUAUUCUGCUAUUCUCAUUAAGCUAGACAGAUUUGAAUCGCAAGCAUUGAGAAGUAAAUAUCCAAUCACAGUACGUUACAAAGGAAAAGUGGCUCGUGUUCUAGGUAUUAUUGUCUUGACAUUUAUCUUUUGUCGUGUACCAUUCACAAUAUUAAUCAUUCAAAGAGCACGUCUUUUACAACAACCUUCUAAAUCGGGACAAGCAGAAUCUAUGUAUUUUCUUUGGUAUAUAAGCAGGUAUCUUGUUCUUGUUAAUGCUGCAAUAAAUCCUCUAUUAUAUGGCUGCAGUAGUAGUUCUUUAAAAAAAGAAUUAGCACUAUGUCCUGCAACGUCUUGGCUUAUUUAUAAACGGAAAAAGAAAAUACAAGAAUCACGUAGUAAUCAACAAUUUAAUUCAGAACAAUUUAAUUGUCUGAAACCUCGAUCACCUUGUAUUCGAUUAAAGUAUUAUCAAAGAAGUAGAAUACCAAAUAUUUCCUCAAGAAUUUCUCCAAUAAAUUUGGAUUUAAGUCCAAAUUAAGAUACUCUUAUCAUUAUCUUAUGUUAAUAAUAGAUCAUUAGUCGAUUGAUCGUUAAGCAUUCAUAUUAUUUUUCAUUUAUAAUAUGAUAAUUCAUCUAUUAAAAUGUUUAAUAAAAUAAUUAAAAAUAGGCAGUUCAUAUGGUAUCCAUAAUUCCAUUUCUAAAUCAAUAAAAUGCAUAAGUGGAACAAGUAUAAAAUGCAUUAUUUAAUCGGCACGUUCCUAAGAGAAUCAGCAAUCGUUUUUCCACCAUCCGACGUAAGCAACAAAUUUCCGUUCCAAGAUGCUUCUCCACUAUCAUUUACUAUAAGAUCAACCUAUCAAAAAUAAAUAUUUCAUAAAAAUCUCAGAAUCAUACUUCAUUAUAUUUAUAAUUUUAUCUUUUUAAUGAAGUUAAAAAGUUUAAAAAUACCUGCAACUUUUCCCAAACUUUUUUCUUUGGAUUUAAAACUUCAUCCGGCGUUCCACUUUCAUAGCCCUCUACGAAAAUUCUAUCACCAGGAUUACUAUUUUCUGGUGGUCUCAAAGGUUCAACUUGCCUUGUUGGUUCGUCUCUGUAUAGAUCAUUAAUAAUGAUAAGGAAAAAAAAAAAAAAAAAAAAACAGAAAAAUAAAAAAAA